This is a messenger RNA of Phialemonium atrogriseum, 6858 nucleotides long. Its product is annotated as NFX1-type zinc finger-containing protein 1. The coding region runs from base 1 to 6858 and encodes 2285 amino acids. The record is from RefSeq and is a predicted model, not a curated record. The transcript is spliced from 6 exons. Lineage: Eukaryota; Fungi; Ascomycota; Sordariomycetes; Cephalothecales; Cephalothecaceae. Gene Ontology annotation, molecular function: ATP binding; ATP hydrolysis activity; helicase activity.
AUGUCAUCAAAUCAAGAAGCUACUCGGCGCGCUUCCCGUCUCAAGGCUCUGUUUCGCGAUGUCCUCGCCGGAAGUCGUCCCGUCAGAGCUUCUGUGGAUGCCAAGUUGUUCCUCGAGGCCAUCCAGAACAGCCAGCCUCCCGGCUCCUGCGUUGAAACCAUCAUUGCCAGCAAGUCUGGCGUCAGUGCCGUCAGAGAUGCAGUCCGUGUCGAUCUCUCGUCAGCUUUUGCCCUCUCCCACGCCCUUCCCUUCUUGAGGUAUCUCUCGGACCCUGGAGUUAAAGCCCUUGCCGACGGCCAGCUCCUCCAGCAACUGCUUCUCGCAAUUGCUCACCCCCCGACUGUGUGGAACAUGCUCUUCAAUAUGUUCCUAAUCGGUAAUAUCCCGCAUGAUCAACUCUAUCCAUUUGUCUGGCUUGCCCUGCAGCUUGUCUCGCUCCCCCGGAACACUGAGGUGGACGUUCUGUCAGAUGUCCAGAUCAUUGUGGGCCGAGAGAGUCUGCUAAAGGCCGAAUCCCAUGAAACCCGCGAACUGGGCUACAAGAUCAAACACGUGCUGCAGCUCCGGGUCUCACCUGGCCAGGGUCUGGGUCCUCAGAUCGGCGGUCCAGGUGGGCGGCACGACAACGACCACGCCAACUUCCGGGACAUCCAGAUAUACCCUACGACAGACGAGCUCCUCUCCACCCAGCCCCCCUACUACCAAACCGUCCGAGAGGUGUUCGACACGGAUCUGCCCGACCGCACCCGCGUUCACCUCGACAACCAAUUCCGCCUUCUCCGCGAAGACAUGCUCGGCGAGCUGCGCGAAGAUAUCCAAGUUGCUACUGGGAAGAAGAAGGGGAAGCGAAAGGCAUUGGCCCUGGGCGGCCUCGUGCCUGUCAGCAUCAACGUUGGCGACGAGUCUAUGGGACGGUUCAAGAAGUGCUGCCUGGCAGUGGAGUGCUACGACGGCCUUGAAUUUCUCGAGGACAUGGAUCUUACAAGCCGCCAGAAGUUCCUGAAGGUCGAGUCGAGCUUCCUCAAACACCAGACGUUCGGGGUCCUGUGCCGCGGCAACGAGUGCUACGGGUUCGCUUUCAUCGACCGGGAUGCCGAUCUUCUUGCCAAAUCCCCGCCUGUUGUCUUGCUCCAGUUCACCGACUACCGGGGACUCCACAAGGCCCUCCUCGCCCUCCAAGUUGACCAGAAGACUGCCAAGCAAGUCCAGUUUAUCCUCAUUGACACACCUGUGUUUGCUUACGAGCCCGUGCUAAACGGCCUGAAGGAACUCACAGAGCUGCCACUUCACGACCCCCUCUUUAACCCAGCUGCUGCUGAACUCGAGUUCAAUCCACCGGAGGGAUUAAAAAACCUUGUUCUGACGGUGCAAGAACGUGGUACCAAGUCUUUGAGGCUGGCUAAAUCCGGGGUCGAAUUUGACAGCGCCCAAACGGAGGCGCUGCUCAGUGCCCUAACGCGGCGAGUGAGCCUGAUCCAAGGACCCCCUGGAACUGGAAAGUCGUUCAUCGGCGCCCACAUUGCGAAGUGUAUUCACCGCUUUUCCACCUGCAAGAUACUAGUCAUCAGCUAUACCAACCACGCCCUGAACCAAUUUCUGGAGGACUUGACCAAGGCUGGUAUCCCCGAGAACGACAUAGUGCGAAUAGGCUCCAAGGCCAAAUGCACACCAGCAACUCUACCCCUUCUCCUGACCGAGCAGACAAGGUUAUACAGACGGGCGCCAACGACCUGGAAUAUCAUCAACGACCUCAAAUCAGACGCGGGGGACUCUGCCGACGAACUCAAAACUGCGUUCUCCCACUAUCAGCAGCUCUCCAUCUCGUGGGCAGAUAUCUCGGAACACCUAGAGUUCUCAGCCGACGACCGCCAUUUCUACGAGGCGCUGCUCGUUCCAGUGGACAAAGGCGGGUGGAGACGCGCUGGCGGACAAGGCAAGAGAGUUGGCCCCAGCUACCUCUACCAGCGGUGGAGGAAAGGGGAAGAUGCCGGGAUUUUCAAGGAUGUUGCCGAGAAUCAGGGCGCGGUCUGGGCCAUGACCAAAUCCGUCCGCGAGGGUCACCUUGAGAGGUGGACGAGAACGAUGGUGGAGGAGCGCCUAGGCGCCAUCGACGAGCUCGCUCGCCAAUACAACAACUUCCAGGAGAGGAUCGAGACGCAAUUCGGGGAGAACAACGUCCACAUUCUGAAGAGCAAACGGAUCAUCGGCUGCACGACCACCGCCGCCGCCAAAUAUUCGAGGAUUAUCCGGGCCGCGAGCCCCGACGUGAUCCUCGUCGAGGAGGCCGGAGAGAUCCUGGAGAGCCACAUAUUGACGGCCAUGGCCCCGACGGUCAAGCAGCUGAUCCUGAUCGGCGACCACAAGCAGCUGCGACCCAAGGUCAACAACUACGCCCUGACGGUCGAGAGGGGCGACGGCUUCGACCUGAACCGCUCGCUGUUUGAGAGGAUGAUCAUGCAGGGCGCGCCGCACACCACGCUCUGCAAACAGCACCGGAUGGUUCCCGAGAUAUCCAUCUUCCCGCGCGAGCUGACCUACCCCGAGCUUCACGACGGCCCCAAGACAAGCGGCCGACCGGCCAUUAUUGGGCUGCAAGACCGCGUCGUGUUCCUUAACCACGGAAAGAUGGAAGACAUCGACAGCGCAAUCAGCGACCGCCGAGACGCGGGGACGAAGGCGAGCAAGAAGAACCGCUUCGAGGCCGAGAUGGCGCUGCGCUGCCUCAAGUAUCUCGGCCAGCAAGGAUAUAAGUCUGACCAGAUAGUGAUACUAACGCCAUACCUUGGCCAAGUGCGGGAGCUGACCGAAGUCCUUCGCCGCAACCAGCAUGACCCGGAGAUCAGCGAGCUGGACAGGUUCGAGUUGAUCCGCGCGGGGCUGCUGAGCCAGGCGGCGGCAAAACUUGACAGGAAACCCGUCCGCGUGUCUACCAUUGACAACUACCAAGGCGAGGAGAGCGACAUCGUCAUCGCCUCCCUGACGCGGAGCAACGAGUCCGGCGACAUCGGCUUCAUGGCGGCGCCGGAGCGGCUGAACGUGCUCAUCACGAGGGCGCGCGACUGUCUGCUUUUAAUCGGCAACAUGGAGACGUUUAUGCAGAGCAAGAAGGGGAGGGAGACGUGGCACCCGUUCUUCGAGCUGCUGAAGCGAGAGGGCCACCUUUACGACGGCCUGCCCGUCAAGUGCGAGAGACAUCCCGACAGGACGGCGCUACUGAAGGAGCCUGUCGACUUUGCCAAGUCUUGCCCGGACGGAGGAUGCUCGGAAGUUUGCGGCGCAACCCUCAAAUGCGGAAUCCACAAAUGCAAAUCCCGCUGCCACCGCAUAACCGACCACACCAAGAUCCCAUGCAGCCAGCUCCAAUCCCAGACCUGCCCACGCCAGCACACAACACGCGUCCCGUGCUCGCGGCAGCCGCGCGGUGGAUGCAGCGCCUGCGCGUCAGAGGACCGCGAGGCGGAGCGGCAGGCGCGGCGCGACCUGGCCAUGGAGGUGGCGCGCGCGCAGAGGCAAGAGGCGUACGCGGCGCGCCUGCGCGCCGUGCGGGAGGAGAUCGAGAGCCGGAGAAGGGAGGCGCGGUACGAGGAAGAGGAGAGGGAGCAGGGGCGCGAGUUGGAGGCGGCGAGGGGGGAGUUGGCUGCGCUGGAGAGGGCGAGGGUGGUUAGGGAGAAGAGGGGGGAGGGAAGGGGUGGUUGUUCCCCCGGGGGUGGUGGUGGUGGUGGUGAUGAUGGGCCUGUCGUUCCGGGGACGGCUAGGGCGGAUUGGGAGCAUAUGAAGGAGUUUGAGGGGGCUGGGAGUAGGCCGCUGGAUGAGUUGAUGGGCAUGAUUGGGCUUGAGGAGGUGAAGCGGGAAUUCCUGUCCAUCAAGAUCAAGGUCGACACUGCGCUGCGACAGGGCGUGUCUCUGGAUUCGGAGCGCUUCGGCUGUUCGUUGCUUGGGAACCCCGGCACCGGGAAAACCACAGUAGCGCGCCUCUACGCCGCCUUCCUCACCGACGCAGGCAUCAUCCCGGGCACCACCUUCAAAGAAACAACCGGCUCAGGCCUCGCCAACCUCGGCGUAGCCGGCACCAAGAAGCUUCUAGACGAUCUCCUCAACUCGGGCGGCGGCGUCCUCCUCAUCGACGAGGCCUACCAGCUGACCUCGGGCAACAGCCCCGGCGGCCGCGGCGUUCUCGACUUCCUGCUGGCCGAGGUCGAGCGCCUGACGGGCAAGGUGGUGUUCGUGCUGGCCGGCUACGCGCGCCAGAUGGAGGGGCUGUUCGCGCACAACCCUGGCCUGCCGGGCCGGUUCCCCGUCGAGAUGGCGUUCGCCGACUACGACGACGACGAGCUGCGGCGCAUCCUCGAGCUCGGCGUCGCGAAGAAGUACGGCGGUCGGAUGCGCGUCGACGGCGGGGUCGGCGGUCUGUGCUGCCGGGUUGUGGCCCGGAGGAUCGGGCGCGGGCGCGGGAAGGAGGGGUUCGCUAAUGCGAGGGCCGUGCAGAAUGUCCUUGCUAGGAUCUCCCGGCGGCAGGCGGAUCGGCUGCAGCGGGAGAGGCGUGCGGGUGCGAAGCCGGAUGACUUCUUGUUCACGAAAGAGGAUAUGAUAGGCCCGAAACCCGCCGAGGCCCUCGAGAAGUGCGCGGCGUGGCGGAAGCUGCGGGAGUUGGUCGGCCUGGGGGCCGUCAAGGACGCGGUGCAGGCUCUGGUUGAUAGCAUCCAGCAGAACUACCAGAGGGAGCUGGAUGAGCAGCCUCCCAUCGAGUACUCCCUCAAUAAGGUGUUUCUCGGCAACCCGGGGACUGGGAAGACCACUAUUGCUAAGUUAUACGGGGAAAUUCUGGUUGCGCUUGGGUUGUUAUCCAAGGGAGAAGUGGUGACGAAGAAUUCCUCCGACUUUGUGGGGGCUGCCCUAGGACAAUCGGAACAGCAGACGAAAGGGAUCCUCGCCGCCACCGUCGGGAAAGUGCUUGUGAUCGACGAGGCCUACGGUCUCUACGGAGGCGGCGGCGCUCCGGGUUCCACCUCGGAUCCGUACAAGACAGCAGUCAUCGACACGAUCGUGGCCGACGUGCAGAGCGUUCCCGGCGAUGACCGAUGUGUUCUCCUCCUGGGAUACAAAGACCAGAUGGAGACCAUGUUCCAGAACGUCAAUCCGGGACUCAGCCGCCGCUUCCCCAUUGCCUCGGCUUUCACCUUUGAAGACUUCAGCGACGAGGAGCUCGGCAAGAUACUGGACCUCAAGCUCAAGAAUCAGGGGUACCGAGCCACCGGCCAGGCCCGGGGAGUGGCCAUGGACAUGCUGUGCCGGGCUCGCAACCGGCCCAAUUUCGGCAACGCCGGCGAGAUCGACAUCAUCCUGGACACCGCCAAGGCGCGGCACCAGACGCGACUCUCCAAGGCCAAGGACAAGGCCGCCGCCGCCGACAACGUCCUGCAGGCGCAAGACUUUGACGGGGACUUCGACCGGGCCGAUCGCGCCGAGACCAACAUCCGCAAGCUCUUCGAGGGCACCGUCGGCAGCGACCAGCUCGUGGCCCAGCUCGAGGGCUACCAGUCGACGGCGCGGACGACCAAGGCCCUCGGCCUGGACCCGCGCGAGGGCGUCCCGUUCAACUUCCUGUUCCGCGGGCCACCCGGCACGGGCAAGACGACGACGGCCAGGAAGAUGGGCAAGGUGUUCUACGACAUGGGGUUCCUCGCCGCCGCCGACGUGGUGGAGUGCUCGGCCACGGACCUGGUCGGCCAGUUCGUCGGCCAGACGGGGCCUAAGGUGCAGCAGGUGCUGGACAGGGCGCUCGGCAGGGUCCUCUUCGUCGACGAGGCGUAUCGCCUGGCCGAGGGGCAUUUCGCCAGGGAGGCCGUGGACGAGCUCGUCGACUCGGUCACAAAGGAAAGGUACCACAAGAAGCUGAUCAUCAUCCUGGCGGGCUACGACACGGAGAUCAACCGCCUCAUGGCCGUCAACCCGGGCCUGGCCUCGCGGUUCCCCGAGGCGAUUGACUUCCGCGCCCUCGCGCCGGAAGAGUGCGUCACCUUGCUCAUCCGGGUCCUAGACGGCCGGAGGACGGUCCUGGGAGAUCGGGGCGUGGAGCUCGACCUGUCUGCCUUGGAGGCACCCACGACGUCGUUUGCGGCGUCGGUCCGCGGCCUGUUCGCCGCGCUGGCGGUGCAGGAAGGGUGGGCGAAUGCGCGGGACGUCAUCACGCUCGCGCAGGGGGUGUUCAAUGACGCGAUUAGGUCCAAGGAGGGGAUUGCUGCGGGUCGCAUUCCUGUUCGCGGAGAGGCCGUGGUGGAGCAACUAAAAGCCAUGCUCGCGAAGCGUCAGGGGCAGAGUGGACUGGCGGCUUCUUUGCCUCGGGGGAUGCAAGACGCGCCGGUGGAUCUUGGACAGCUUGCCCGGAGACCGGCAGACACGGCGACGAAGAUUGAGACGCGCGCCCAGCAGCAAGAUCCAGUCGUCGAGAGGGAGUUGCAAGAGGACGAGGAAGACGAAGAGUACGACCUCGUUGACGACGUCAUCCACCCGCAGGACGGCUCGGGGUCGGCAGCGGCUGCUGCAAAGCGAGAUGCCGGGGUGAGCGACGCGGUGUGGGAGCAGCUGCAGCGGGACCGCGAGGCGGAGGAGAAGCGGGACGAGGAGCACCGACGUCUGGAGGAGGCCGCCCGGAAGGCGAGGGGCGAGGCAAGAGAGAAGAUCGUCAAGAGGUUGCUGGAGGAAGAGGCGCGGCGGAACCGGGAGGCGGAGAUGCGCAGGAGGUUGCAGGUUUCAGGGGUUUGUCCGAUGGGGUACGAGUGGAUUAAACAGGCAGGGGGGUUCCGGUGUGCUGGGGGGUCGCACUUUAUGUCGGAUGGACAGUUGGCUGGCCUCAAGUAG